AUUAUUUAUAUUCACUUUCUUGAAUUUUCUUUUUGUUUAUUUCUCACCGGAAUUAACAAUAAUAUGGAGAAUGUCAAAGAUCCCACAAAAUAAAUAGCUGAAAAGAUCCUCUGCUUUUUUGAAGUUUGAACACAAUAAAAGUCCGAAAAUUGCCGGCUAUGGCCGGCAAAUUCUGUGUCAUCUUUUUUGUACAGUCUUUUUCUUUACUCUCUGAAUCUUCACCAUGUGUCUCACUGUCUUUCUCUCUGAUAUUGCCACUUUCCCUUAUUUGCUCCUAUGUAGUCUAUCUUCAAGACCACACUAAAAGACACUAUGGGCUGUGCACAAGCCAAGUAUUCAACAAAUUCACCAUCAAAAGGUUUACAAAGACUAAAAAUGGAAAAUGGGUAUGUGGGAAAUGGAGGAUUUGCGGCUCGUAGAAGGUCAACAGGGCAGAGGUACUCUGGUAGAGGUAAACUGAAUAAUUCUGAACCUCCACCGCCUAGGAACUACAAUGGUGGAGGAUUAUUAGGUAGAGGUGACACCGGUGGCACUGGUGGAGACAGUAAAUUAAGUUAUGGAAAUGGAGAAAAAGAUUGCAUUGAUGUUGUUCGUAGAAAUGACAAAGUUUUUGUUGUUGACGGAGUGCAAGUAGUAGAUGGGUGGCCUAAAUGGCUCACUGAUAAUGUUCCUGAAGAGGUUUUGGCAGGUUUAGUUCCAAAAAGUGCCGAAAAUUAUGACAAGAUUGAUAAGAUAGGCCAGGGUACUUACAGCAAUGUGUAUAAAGCUAGAGAUAGAGACACUGGAAAAAUUGUUGCCUUGAAAAAGGUCCGUUUUGACACAUCAGAACCUGAAAGUGUGAAAUUUAUGGCACGAGAGAUAAUGAUUUUACAGAAGUUAGAUCAUCCUAAUGUGGUAAAGCUUGAAGGACUAGCCACAUCAAGAAUGCAGUUUAGUCUUUAUCUUGUUUUCGAUUUCAUGUUGUCAGAUUUAGCAUCUAUCAUUACCCGCCCUGAAGGAAGGCUUACUGAACCACAGGUUAAGUGCUACAUGCAUCAACUGCUUUCAGGUCUGCAACACUGCCAUGAAAGGGGAAUUCUGCAUAGAGACAUUAAAGCGUCUAAUUUAUUAAUCGAUAAAAGUGGGACGCUAAAGAUUGCUGAUUUUGGGCUUGCAAAUUAUUAUUCUCCUAAAAAGAAGCGUCCUUUAACGAGUCGAGUUGUGACACUUUGGUAUAGAGCACCUGAGCUAUUGCUGGGAGCAACAGACUAUGGACCAGGUAUCGAUCUUUGGAGUGCUGGAUGCCUCUUGGCAGAGAUGUUUUCUGGCAGGCCAAUCAUGCCUGGAAGAACAGAGGUGGAGCAGCUACAUAGGAUUUUUAAGCUAUGUGGAACGCCAUCAGAAGAGUAUUGGAAAAAGCUAAGGCUGUCAACUACAUUCCGACCUCCAAAAUCGUACAAACCUAGUCUUUUUGAAGCUUUUGCAGAGUUUCCUGAAUCAUGUUUAGGUCUAUUAAGCACUCUUCUUGCUUUAGAUCCUGCUUAUCGAGGUUCUGCAUCUUCAGCUCUGAAGAAUGAAUUCUUUUACACAAACCCUUUGGCAUGUGAUCUAUCAGGUCUACCUGUGAUUUGGCGAGAGGAAGAUGAAAUAGCUCAAGUUAGUGAACAGAGAAAGCACAGAAAAUCUAAAAUGAAAAGAAGGUCUCGAACUUACCGUGAGCAUCAAAGAAGGGAUUUAUUGGCCGAAGGACCUAAAGAAGAUCCUAGACAGUCUAAAGAGGAGCCAGAAAAUCUUACUAAGCCGAAAGUCCAAAACCAAGAGCCAAGUAGCAGUAGUACUAGCAGCAGCUCCUCUCGUUCGAAGCUGAAUUACCGGGGCAGAAGCCCAACUUUGUCGCUUUACCCAUCUGCAUCUUCUAGGAAAAUGAUGUCUCCGAGCAUCCAAGGCCUACCUCCAUUACCUGCUUAUAAAACUAGCAGCAUCAAAUAUUAUAAUGACAGCUUCUAUAAAUUAAGCCAAGUGGGUAGAUCUGCUUCCACAAGAGAAUUUAGAAAACAAAAUCAAAGGAAACAUUUUGAACUCUAUGCAACUGAGAACUAGGACAUGCUAGAUCAGAUUAAGCUGCAGAUCUUUCUUCGUUGUUGUAGUUGCAGUAUAUUCAGGUUUCUUUUCUUUUCUUUUUCCUUACAUAUAUUUUCUACACAUAUAUACAGAUUAUUGCAUAUUACACUAAGUUUCGUAAUAAUAAAAGAUUGUGUUUUCUUUGCUCCGCAAA
Jatropha curcas is the source of this 2254-nucleotide messenger RNA. RefSeq names its product putative serine/threonine-protein kinase At1g54610. Gene Ontology annotation, cellular component: cyclin-dependent protein kinase holoenzyme complex; nucleus. NCBI's taxonomy places the organism in Eukaryota, Viridiplantae, Streptophyta, Magnoliopsida, Malpighiales, Euphorbiaceae. Gene Ontology annotation, molecular function: RNA polymerase II CTD heptapeptide repeat kinase activity; ATP binding. Gene Ontology annotation, biological process: positive regulation of transcription elongation by RNA polymerase II; protein phosphorylation. The record is from RefSeq and is a predicted model, not a curated record.